Messenger RNA from Scutellospora calospora, 431 nucleotides. The record is from the annotation of a GenBank genome assembly. Lineage: Eukaryota; Fungi; Glomeromycota; Glomeromycetes; Diversisporales; Gigasporaceae.
UUUUAAUUUAUUAUAUGCAAUCAUUCAUGGAAAACGUGAAGAUGCUAUCUUUGGAACACCUAAAAGUUAUAUUAAAAUCUAUACAGAAUGUUGGAAACAAGAUCCAGAUCAACGUCCGACUAUUCAAAAUAUUGAUAAAGAUUUGAAUAGUAUUGAUUAUAAUACAAUUAAAAACGAUGAAAUUUUUAAAGAAUAUGUUAAUGAUGAAGAUAAAGACCUAUUAACAUUAGAAUAUUCGAAUUCAUCAAAGUAUUACGUAGAUCUAUAUAAUAAAACAGAAAAAGAAUUAAAAUUAAUUAAUUCAGUUAUUAUAAUUUUAAAAAAUAUUUCGAACGAAAAUAAUCUGAAAGAAAAUUUAAUUUUAACUAAUUCUUUUUCUAUUUUAGAAAUUUUCACAAAUAAUGAAGAAAAAUUUCUUUAUGAAUUAAAUU